Messenger RNA from Prorocentrum cordatum, 630 nucleotides. Lineage: Eukaryota; Dinophyceae; Prorocentrales; Prorocentraceae. The record is from the annotation of a GenBank genome assembly.
AUGGAGACGGGCAAGCCCAUCCUCGCGCAGGCGCAGCAGUUCGCCACGGAGGCGGUCGUGCCCAACGUGAUCACCUACAACGCGCUCAUCAGCGCCUGCUCGCGGUGCGGGGAUCCCGAGCGGGCGCUGGAGCUCGUGGAGCAGAUGCAGGUGGCGAACAUCCUCCCUAAUGUCAUCACGUACACCGCGCUGAUCAGCGCCUGCGAAGUAGGCAAGCAUACCGAGAGGGUCUGGCAGAUUGUCGAGGAGAUGCGGUGCAGGCGGCUAGCGCUCGACGCCGUGGCCUACAACAAGACGAUCAGCGUGUGUGCCAAGGGCGCGAACCCGCGGAGGGCCCUGGGCCUGCUCGGCGAGAUGCGGGCCCAGGAGCUGGCGCCCACCGUCGUCACGUACGGGGCCGCGCUGAGCGCCUGCGAGAGAGGGAGGCUACCCGACGAGGCCCUGCAGCUGUUUGAGCAGAUGCUGUCCGAGGACCUGCGGCCGAACCUCAUAGUAUACAGCGCAGCGAUCAGCGCCUGCGAGAUGGGCAUGCAGCCGCGGCGGGCCCUCGAGCUCUUCGAGCGGCUGCGGGGCGGCGGGCUCUCCCCGGACGUCAUGGCGUUCAACGCGGCCAUCCGCGCGUGCGAGAAG